Molecule: messenger RNA, 2928 nt
Organism: Lepidothrix coronata (blue-crowned manakin)
Lineage: Eukaryota; Metazoa; Chordata; Aves; Passeriformes; Pipridae
Product: chloride channel protein C-like
Biological process (GO): chloride transport; transmembrane transport
Cellular component (GO): intracellular membrane-bounded organelle; membrane
Molecular function (GO): voltage-gated chloride channel activity
Source: RefSeq, a predicted model, not a curated record
AUGCCAGUUAGUGGAGAGCAGCAGAAAUCCUUUUUAUUCUGUCUUUGGACACACAUAGGAAAUGGUGAUGAGGAGGUGUUAAUAGCAAAAGGUCAUGGGCCUGAUUUGAUUAAUUCUCAGGAUUUUAGGAGUCAAUGCAGCAUCAGUAGAAGCAGGUUAGCAUAUUAUCACUGCAAGGAGGACAAGAGAGAACACUUGAUAGCCCACGGGAGUUUGGAUUAUUUGCCUUCACACAGUAAACUUAAUAAAAAGUGGCUACAACAAAAAAAAUACAGAACAGAGUGGGAUCGAUGGCUGCUGAUGGGGCUAAUUGGAACAGCAGUGGGGGUGCCGGGGUUUUUGAUUCAUCAGGUAAUUGACUUACUCAUCAAAUCGAAAUGGAACCUGGUGGAAAAUUACCUGCAGGUGAGCAAGAAAAAGUCAGAGAGAUGUUUUCUGUCAUGUUCAUCAUCUGGCUUGCCAGAAAUUAUUGGUUUGAAUGGCACUUCUAUUCAACAUCUGUUUAACACAAUCUUUUUAAGCACAACUCCCCGUGAUGCUCAGCAAGCAGUUAUCUGGACAACUGCAGUCAGUUUUGUUUCUGAAAAGCCAUCUGUCCCACAGCUAUGGCCUGCUGGUUGCUUUACAUCUCGUGUGGCUGCUUUUAACUGUGCAAAGUUUGUAGCCAAUCUCAAGUGGCUGCACACAACAGCAGCAAUAGUUUUGCAUACACCUGCAGAAGUGCUCUGGUCUGAUUUACCAAAGAGUGCCUUCAAUUGUAUGACAUCACUUUUAGUGCUCUCCUGGUUUGUGGCCCUGAGCCAGCUGCUGUCGGACACCCUUGGCAUCCACCUCCCGGUCUUCACCAGGUUUCGGAAUUCAGCUGAUAAUUAAGUUUUCCCUAUGUCUGCUGCAGAAGCAGGCAUAACUUUGGUAUUUCAUGCCCCCAUUGGUGGGCUCUUGUGCUUGAGAAGGAUGGCUUCAUUCGGGGACAUAAGGCUGGUCUGGCAAGGCUUAUUCUGCUGCUUGAUGGCCACCUUCACCACGGGUGUAGUGUCCUCUUAACUCUAUGGGUUUGUUUGCGGGGGCCAUUUUGAAUUUUUUGAGGCAAAGAAAAGAAUUCUAUUUUGGGUUAAGAACUUACUGGACAUGAACAUCUUGGCCUUCAUUCUGACCAUCCUCCUUGGUGUGUUUGGAGGUCUUCUAGGAGCUUUCUUUGUUUCCCUAAAUAUAAAGGUUAAUAAACUAUGUAUGCAGUUCUUUAAUUCAAUUCCAAAAUUAUCCCCUAGAAAAACAAGCAAGCUGUUGGAGGCUGUGCUUAUCCUAGUAUGUAUGACAACUGUUACAGUGUAUUUACUAUAUUUCUUUUCUUUCGUGCCUGUUGUGAGAAGCUACCAGAUGAGAAACAACUCAGAAAUCUGUUACAAGGAUUUGGGAUGGAAAAUAGCCAAAGCUGCUGCACUUCCAGUUGAAAAUGGGAAGUAAGGGAUCACAUAUCUUUUUGAAUAUGGGACUCGUGAAAAAUUUGGAUACAUAUCCCUGUGCACUGCUUUGGCAUUUUAUUUCAUCCUUAGCUGUUGAAUGGCAGGUUCUGCAGUUGCCAGUGGCCUGAUUAUUCCUGUGCUGUAUACAGGAGCUUUGUAUGGCAGGAUAAUGGGAUUGAUCCUUGUUUCCAUUUUUGGUAUUCAAACCAAUGAACAUGGAGUGUGGAUUGAUCCAGGUUUCUUUACUGCCAUUGGAGCUGCAUCCUUUUUCAGUGGAGUGUCAAGACUUACCAUCUCCAUCACUGUGAUAAUGGUAGAGAUCACAAAUGAUGUCCAGUCCUUACUACUGAAAAUGCUGGCUGUCACGGUGGCCAAGGUGGUUAUUGACUUGUUCAACAUAUCCCUGUACAGUUCCCUCCUGAAGCUGAAAUGCAUUCCCUACUUGGAUGUGGUAUCUUUUGCUCAUUACAGAGUAAAAUGGUUGAACCUGGAAUUGUUCUCUGCCAGGGAUGUCAUGGAGACUGGUGUCAGAGUCCUUCACCUGAAGGAGAACAUUGCCUCCUUGGCUUGACUUCAUGCAAGUACAAGCCAUGGCGGAUCCCCAGAGGUUUGCAGUCCCAAGCCAGAACACGCAGAGGUGUUCCAAGGUAAAAUGCCAAAAAUUCAUAUAACAGUGGAGAAGCUGCCCAAUCUGUCGUGCCUAACCAUGCUGCUGAAUCGCUUCACUACAGAUCCCCGGUAUCAGCAACUCUUCAUCAAUCUGAAGUCACACAUAAACAAAUAUUCAAUGUCAGUCCGAGCUCAUUUCUCGCUGCAGUGCAACUAUGUCAUCUUUCACACCCUGGGGCUGUGCCACCUCACUGUUUACCUGCAGAACCGAAUGGUUAGGGUCAUCACCAGGAAGGACCUGACGUCUUUCCCACUGGAGGAGAGGCUGAGGCUCCAGCUGGUGCCACAGAGCCCCGAUGCUGAUGAACUGCCCCCAGAUUCAAGGCCACGCAUCCUGACCGAUUCUGUGGUUCUGUUGACUGGGCAGGCAGGCAGCUGCAAACCCGAGCCCGCCGGUCAGAUCACAGCUUGGAAAAGGCACCUGAGCCGGAACGCGCGCCGCGCUCCCACCUCUGAAUUCUCCGCUGUUAAUGGGCAGGACGAGGUUACGCUUCGUGGCGAAUUUCGACGCGGCGGAGCCCGACCGGAGCGGCAGCGCCGGCAGCGGCCGCCAGAUGCCGCCCUGCCCAACGCCUUGGCGGGGCCGCCGCGCUCGGCGGAGCGGCCUCCCCGCCGCCUCUGCCCCCCGGCUGCGGCGGCGCCGCCUUCCAGCUCCACUCACAGAAUUGUAAGUUGGAAGGCACCCCUGGAGAUCAUCCAGUCCAGCCCCCCUGCCAAGGCAGGAUCUCCUCGAGCAGGUUACACAGGAACGCGUCCAGGUGGGUCUUGGAUGUCUCCAGCGAGGGAGGCUCCAUGA